UCACCGUAGACUUUGGGAAUCAGUGAUGGGAAUAGCGCCGUUAUAAGUUCAACAAACAGACGGCAAUGAAUCAGUCCUGGGGGCGGCUGCGUGGCCAGCGGCUGAGACGAAUCAGUUCAGGUGGGCGGCCACGUGGAAGACGGCGGCGGCCACUUAGCCGGUCUGGAGGCCAGCUGGGAGGAAGACGGCGGCCACUUAGCAGGUCCGGAGGCCGGCAGUGGCAAGGAAGUCCAGUCAGCGGCAGGUGGAGGGUGGCCACUGACGCCAAAUCCGACGUGGACAUGGCGGAGGCAUGGCGAUCGCUGGUGCCUAGCAGCUGCAGGCGACGGCGUGGGAGCCACUGGGGCAGGGCCAGCAGGUGCGGAAACCUCUGGCUGAGGACAGGCAGGGCCAGCAGAUGAAACACAUUAAAUGUGUGGUGGUGGGUGACUAUGAAGCAGGAAAGACCUGCCUGCUCAAUUCCUACACCAAUGAAAAUUUACCCUUUAAAGAUUUCCCCAUGUCGUUUGCUACCUGUGUGAGGACAGUGAUGAUCGAUGACGAGGAGUACAGUCUGCAACUGUGUGACACUUCAGGUCAGGAGGACUACGAAAGAAUACGACUUAACACGUACACCGGCACCGACGUCUUCCUUGUCUGUUUCUCUGUCGUAUCGCCCUCAACCUUUCGGAACGUCAGAGAGAAGUGGGUGCCAGAGAUUUUACGCUUCUCUCCAAGGAUGCCGUUCCUGCUGGUCGGGACUCAUGUGGAUCUGAGAGAUAACGAGAACACCCUGGAACAAGCCCUGACCUUUAAGAGUGGAGAGGAACUGGCUCAUCAGCUGAAGGCCGUUAAAUACAUGGAGUGUUCAGCUCAGACUCGGGAAGGAGUGAAGGAGGUGUUUGAAGAGGCCAUCCUGGCAACUCUAAAUCCUACAGAUAAAAAAUCCACUUACAUCUGUGUUCUGCUAUAGGUAGAACAGUAGAAGGAGAAGAAGAAGGGGAAAAGAAGGCUUAGGAGGAAGACGGGGAGGUGGACCCAGAAUUAUUAACCCAUAUGGGAACAGAGUGUUCAGCCAUAAUGGCACAGGCUGGAGUCUGUGAAUCAACAUCAUAAUUUAUUAAUUGAUUUUAAAUAAAAAUGUUUUACAUUUUAAAAAUAGAUGUGUGUGUGGGUGGGAGGGGGUAACUUAGGAAGAAAAUUAAACAUUUUUACAGCAGUAAUCUUUUGCCUGCCAUGGACCGUUUUCCCUCCUCCCCUUAGGAUGGAGGCUGCACAGCAUCCUGGUGAGACUGAAGAAUUGCUGCUUUUCUGGAUACUGUGACAGUGUUGAACUGUGAUAAACUUCCACACCUCUGAAUGCACAAUAUACAUUUUAAAUGAUUUAAUAGGUAGUUAUUUUGUAUUAUAUUUAUUUACUUUUUUAUUUCAUAUAAAAAUGAUUAUAUUUUUAGUUGGCUGGUUACUAUUUUUGAUUGUUAGUCAGAGACCUGAGUAACUGUGCUCUCGUGUUUUCUUUGUGGUGAAUGACAAUAAAGAAUCCUUUAAACUGUA
Oreochromis niloticus (Nile tilapia) is the source of this 1533-nucleotide messenger RNA. RefSeq names its product cell division control protein 42 homolog. Lineage: Eukaryota; Metazoa; Chordata; Actinopteri; Cichliformes; Cichlidae. The record is from RefSeq and is a predicted model, not a curated record. Gene Ontology annotation, molecular function: GTP binding; GTPase activity. The coding region runs from base 398 to 952 and encodes 184 amino acids. Gene Ontology annotation, biological process: small GTPase-mediated signal transduction. The transcript is spliced from 6 exons.